AUGGCUGCCGAUCUGAAGCAUACAAAUGCGACGAUAGCGUCACAGCGCGCAGUCCGCUUCGGGAAUAAUGCGAAGACGAGACCUCGCAAGGCACGUAAGGCCGUCAUCGAACCCAACAGCUACAGCAAGGCAAACGACUUGAUCAAUGGUGUCGUAGUAGGCAGCGGCAUCGGCGGCCUCGCCUGCGGUAUUGCCUUAACAGCCAAGGGCCACAAUGUCACCAUCCUGGAAGCCACCAAGCAGAUGCAAGCCAUCGGCGGGAUCAUCGUCUGCUUCGCCAAUACUGGUCGCGUUCUGGAUCAAUGGGGAGUCUAUGGAUCGCUCCUCAAGAUCUGUCGAGAUAGACCUUUCCGGGGCUCUUUCAAGGAUCGGCAUGGCAAUCAGGUCGCGAGGGGGCCGAAUGCGGCUAUGGAUGAGACCUACGGCUACAAGAUGUGGACUCUGCAUAGAGCCGACUACCACAGAGUGCUCUACGAGGCUGCGCUCGAACGAGGCGUCAAGGUACGGGUAGGGUGUCCGGUCGUCUCUGUCGACGAGACUGUUCCUUCGGUCACAAUCAAGGGCGGCGAGGUCGUUAAGGCUGAUCUGAUCGUUGGAGUCGAUGGCACCAAGUCAGUCGUUCGUGAUGCGAUCAACACGCCGGAGCAGCGAGGCGUUGUCGAUACUGGGCGAGACGUUACCCGAUUCAAUCUCCCUUUCAAAUUCCUCGAAGAAGAUGAAGAUCUAGCUUUUCUCAAUGAACACUACUCGCUCUGGGGUGGUCCAGAAUUAGGUAUCGCUCAGGUACCGAUGCUGCACCAAGGCGAGUGGUGGAAUGGCUUCGAUUUCCACCAUCCACGAUGGCAGCAUUCUCGACCCGAGCGUGCGGUUCCGAUGUCGUUGCCUGAGCUCAGAGACUGGUACAAGGAUUGGAACCCACUGGUGCAGAAGCUCUUCGACUUCUGCGAAGACACCGCGGCGAAAGCGAAACCUCAAACCAAUGGUGCAAGCAACGGUGACAACAGCAAUAUUUUCCCUGGGAAUGCCGCAUUUGAUCGUCUCGAGUCAUCCCCGCGGCCUAAAUACCCUAUACAUGUCUGGCAAAUGCCCGAGACUCUUCCCGAGAAAUGGGCGUCCGGUCAUGUGGCGCUCGUGGGCGAUGCUGCGCAUUCGAUGCUUCCAUGGGCUGGUCAAGGGAGCGGUAUGGCUUUAGAAGACGCCGCUACCUUGGCUGAGUGCCUCGAGCGGUACGAUCCUUCGAAUGACUCUGGUCCAAAGAUCCCCGAAUUGCUUUGCCAGUAUCAAGAUCUCCGAAAACCACGUUGCAAAUUAGUACAGAGCUCUGCUCACGACCGUGCGAUCGACAUGAUGCUUCCUGAUGGGCCAGCUCAGGAGUCGCGCAACAAGAAGAUGAAGGAGAACUGGGCCAAGCUUGAGCAGAAUCUGGCGAGAUUCGCGGCCUCGAAGGCCAAUGCGUCUUUCGUCAAACCCACGUCGGAAUACGCAGGCGCGAACUGGGAUCCAGAGGUUGUUGACAAGCUACCUUCAGUGAAUCAAGGGCCAGAAUACCUUCUGUGGCAGGACGGGUUUGACGCUAUAGGCUUUGCAAAGCGAAGGCUCGACGAGAUAUAUGGUCCGAAGCCAGUAAUUUACCGGUUAGAAGAUCAUGUUGAGGCAUGA
Cyphellophora attinorum is the source of this 1659-nucleotide messenger RNA. RefSeq names its product 3-hydroxybenzoate 6-hydroxylase. Gene Ontology annotation, biological process: secondary metabolite biosynthetic process. The transcript has 4 exons. Gene Ontology annotation, molecular function: monooxygenase activity; FAD binding. NCBI's taxonomy places the organism in Eukaryota, Fungi, Ascomycota, Eurotiomycetes, Chaetothyriales, Cyphellophoraceae. Bases 1 to 1659 code for a protein of 552 amino acids. The record is from RefSeq and is a predicted model, not a curated record.